AUGGCUCCAACCGACGUCAACGCAGUGCUGUCCAAGUUGACCCUUGACGAGAAGAUCUCCCUCCUCGCCGGUUUCGAUUUCUGGGAGACUGUCCCGAUUGCCGAGAAGGGUAUUCCUGCACUCAAGACUAGCGAUGGUCCUAAUGGCGCACGCGGAGCUACCUUCUCAGGCGGCAUCACUGCAGCCUGCUUCCCUGCCGCCUGUAGCGUCGCCUCUACCUUUGACGUCGAUAUCGCUCAUCGCAUCGGUGUUGGUCUGGGAGAAGAGACCCUGACCAAGGGCGCAAGAUGUCUCCUGGGUCCCACCAUGUGCACCCACCGCCAUCCUCUCGGCGGCCGCAACUUCGAGAGCUUCUCAGAGGAUCCCUAUCUGGCCGGAAAGCUCGCCUCUCAGAACGUCCAGGGUGUUCAAUCAACGGGUGUCUCUGCUACCAUCAAGCACUUUGCGGUUAACGAGCAGGAGACCCAACGUCUAUAUGUUGACGAGAUUGUCAGCGAGCGUGCUCUCCGUGAGAUUUACAUGAAGCCUUUUGAAAUUUCCGUCAAGGAAGCCAACCCCGGUGCCGUUAUGACUGCUUACAACAAGGUCAAUGGCUACCAUGCUGAUGAGCAUCCCUUUCUCUUGAAGCAAGUCCUGCGGGGUGAAUGGGGCUGGGACGGUCUUAUCAUGAGCGACUGGGGCGGCACCAACUCUACUGCUGAAUCCCUUAACGCUGGCUUGGAUCUGGAAAUGCCUGGUCCCACCCGUUGGAGAAAGACUGAGCAAGUUCUUGAGGCCAUCAAGGCUGGCAAGCUCUCCGAAGAGACCAUCAGCAACAGGGCUCUCCAUAUCCUCAAGUUCCUGGAGCGUCAGAACUGCUUCAACAACCCUGCCAUUCCCGAGGAGAAGGCUAUCAACAAGCCCGAGCACCAGGCUCUCAUCCGCGAGGCAGGUGCCAAGGGUAUGGUCCUCCUCAAGAACGAGGCUGGCUUGCUACCUCUCACCAAGGAGAAGGCCCGUGGCAAGAGGAUUGCCGUCCUCGGCCUUGCCAAGCAGGCCCUCGCCCACGGCGGCGGCAGUGCGUCUGUCAACACCCACUACAAGAUUACUCCUUGGGACGGUCUCCACGAAGCCUUCAAGGGUGAGAAUGUCGAGUUUACCUAUGCCAAGGGUGCCCAUACUUUCCGCCAAAUGCCCCUCAUCUCGGACCAUGUUGUCGGUGCUGAUGGGAAGCCUGGAUUCACUUGGCGAACUUAUGACAUUGGCAGCUCUGAGCCUACCAGUGUCACACAUGGCCACCCCAACUCCGAGGUGUCUCUGCUUAACGGCAUGGAAGUUGUCAAUAAAUCGAGCUCGCUUGAAGGCACCUUCACCUCUCCCGAGUCUGCCACUUAUUACUUCACUUUGACCGGUCUUGGUCCCUCUAAGGUUACCAUCAACGGCGAGACGCUGUACGAACAGAAGGAUAACAGCUCUGACCCUAUGGGCUUCUUGCUUGGUGGAGUCGCCGCUCCCAUUGUCAAGCUGAACCUCGAAGCCGGCAAGGAGUACAAGAUCUACAUCACCAGUGCCCCGCCCGCUCCCCAGGACGGCCAAGACCUCGGUAUUCUCGAGGGCAAGACUGGUGUCCGCUUCGACCACAUGUCGGCUGCUGAGCAUGACAAGGAUAUCCUGACGGAAGCCGUCGAGCUCGCCAAGGCUGCCGACUACGCCAUUGUCUUUACUGGCCACGAGACCUUCUGGGAGACCGAGGGCCAGGACCAGCAGAGCUUCAACCUUCCCAAGGAUGGCAGCCAAGACCGCCUCGUUGCGGGCGUUGCCGCCGCCAACUCCAACACCAUCGUCGUCAACUCGACCGGUGUGGCUGUAGCUAUGCCCUGGCUCGACCAGAUCAAGUCGCUGGUUCAAGCCUGGUUCCCUGGUCAGGAAGCCGGCAACUCCAUCGCCGAUAUUCUGACUGGCGCCCAGACCCCGGAAGGCCAUUUGACGGCCACUUUCCCCAAGCGGAUUGAGGACUGCCCUGCCUAUGGCAACUUCCCUGGAGAGUACACUGGUCGGCAGCUGACUGUCAAGUACGCUGAGGGCGUCUUCGUUGGUUACAGACAUUUCGACCGCCUAUCCGCCGACAAGGUCAACUUCCCAUUCGGCUUCGGCUUGUCAUACACAACCUUCGACUACUCCGGCCUUGCCGUCAAGGAAACCGCCGCCGACCAGUGGACCGUCAGCGUCAACGUCGCCAACACAGGCUCCGUGAAGGGAGCCAUCGCCGUGCAAGUCUACGUCGGCAAUGCCAAGACGUCACCAGAGAACCCGAUCAAGGUGCUCGCUAGCUUCAAGAAGGUGACCCUCGAGCCGGGUACCAACGCAACUGUCGAGCUGCCUGUCCAGGGCCGGGAUAUUUCAUUCUGGAGCGAGGAGAAGCAGCAGUGGGUGCUUGAGAGUGGCGAAUAUAACUUCAGCGUUGCAAAGAACGCAGCUGAUUUGGUAGGCACCACGACGGUUAAGGUUGCUGGCCAAACGUAUGCUCCUUGA
This is a messenger RNA of Ilyonectria robusta, 2511 nucleotides long. RefSeq names its product thermostable beta-glucosidase B. The transcript has 3 exons. Gene Ontology annotation, biological process: glucan catabolic process. NCBI's taxonomy places the organism in Eukaryota, Fungi, Ascomycota, Sordariomycetes, Hypocreales, Nectriaceae. The record is from RefSeq and is a predicted model, not a curated record. Gene Ontology annotation, molecular function: beta-glucosidase activity. The coding region runs from base 1 to 2511 and encodes 836 amino acids.